Molecule: messenger RNA, 899 nt
Organism: Hymenoscyphus albidus
Lineage: Eukaryota; Fungi; Ascomycota; Leotiomycetes; Helotiales; Helotiaceae
Source: the annotation of a GenBank genome assembly
GAUUAAUUCAGUGGAAUGUGUCCUUCGGGACUAGGUAAUGUAAUGAACCGAAAACAUAACGCUACAUUUGAUUCUUCACCGCGCCAGCAUAACAAUUGCUAAUUUUACGAGGUGCUUUACCCUAUACAAACUUUAAGUUAUGCCGAAGACGAAUGCCGAAAAAGGUCCACGGGAGAUUGCUCGAUUACUAUAUGACACGUGGUUGGUUCUCACUCAAAAAUAAUUCUUCAAAAACUUACAUUUAUUACAAUCUUUGUUUAAAAGUCCCUCACAAGAAACGAAUCAAAAUCGACACGAAUUUAGGACACUAAAUCGCCUUUAUCAUGCAAAUCGCACCUAUUCUUAUGACUAUGGGCUAUCUGGCCACGAUGGUAGUAGCGGAGCUCAGAACAGCGUAUACCGAGGACAACGGACACUCUUUUCCAGCAAAUGGUUUUAUUAAAGGUGAAGGAGGUACUCAGCUUCCAUGUACUAAGAGUGUCUUCUGUGUACGUGCUAGCUCUUCUUUUGCAGACUUGAUUUCAAUAUUCUACUACUCUUUCUGAAAUGUAAGAAUAGUAAUGCUAAUAAGAGCAUACGUAUAGGGUGAUGCUUAUGCAUCUAAACCAGGUGGUGAAUUCUAUGUACAACGACAAUGUGAGGAGGUUUUUCUUCCAGCGUCGAAAGAAACAGCCCCAACAAGGGAAGGGCCGCAGGAGGCAGAGUGUAAAGCUAGAGAUUCAGAUGAAAAGGGUGUACGUAUACAUGUUAACCUCUUGUGCCUGUCUACUUUACUAAUAGAUUCAUAACACUAGUACAUAUACUGCUGUUAAUAGACUAGCUUGUACUUGAUUGAGGAAACAGGGCCGCGGAGACAAAGCAGUCUAGGCAACAGAAGUGAGCCUUGGAGAAAGCGAUAA